AAAAUGGCUUCACUGCUCAAACUCAAGCGCUGAGGUUGAGAUCCAUAAUGUCUGAGAAAAAUACCAAUGCCGAACCCGAAUGGCUCACAAAGGACUAUGUGGGGAAAAAGAUAUGCAGAUAUUUUGAAGACGACUCUAUACAGUUGAAAAGUCUAGAGACUGAUCCGGCGACAGCCAAAGGAGAUAACUACGCCAGUGUGAUGACCCGCAUCAAUCUGGAGUACACCACAAAGGAUUCAAAGGACACGCAGAAAGCUACUUUCCUACUAAAAACAACCUUUGCAGCCAAGGAUCCGGCGACCGAUUUGCUGGCCGGCUACGGAGCAUACACCAGAGAAAUGGACAUGUACGAGCAGAUUCUGCCCCACCUUGCGAAAAUGGUGAGGAACGAGCUCGAGGAUUCCCGGAAGAUGUUUGCAGCUACCGUCGCUGUAGAUCGCGAGCGGGACUCAAUCCUCUUUGAGGACCUGUCGUUGGAGAAUUACAAGCUCGCUUGCCGGCUGAAAAAACUGGACUUGGAGCACACACAUCUGGUCCUGGGGAAACUGGCUGAUUUCCAUGCAGCUGCAGCAGUUCUUGCCGAGCGGAUGCCCGGAAUCUUUGAGAAAAACUACGAUCGAGGAUUUUUCAACAAACACUUUCGAGGCUUUCAGCCAAUCUUCCGGAACCUUCUGCAGGCCCUAUCUCGCUCCCUAGAGUUGAAUUUAGAUUUAAAACAUCGUUAUCAGAGCAAGAUAGACCGCCUGGUGGAUACUAUAAUGGAUUACGGUGACCGAUCGACGUCGACAAAUCCAGGAGACUUCCUGACCCUAGCCCAUGGAGAUCUUUGGACAACAAAUAUGAUGUUUCAGUACGAUGACCAGGGUCAUCCCACCAACGCCGUUCUAAUUGAUUUUCAGUUCAGUGUGUGGAACUCUCCGGCCAUCGAUCUGCACUAUUUCUUCACCACUUCGAUCCAGGACCAUCUUCGCUGGAAACGCCAAACUGAAUUGGUUCAGUUUUAUUACUACCAGCUGGUGGAAUCAUUGAAGAAGCUAAAGUAUUCUCGUACUAUUCCGAGUUUAUUUGAGUUUCAGCUGCAGUUUAGGGCUAGAUCCUUUUAUGCUGUUUUUUGUUCGCUGAUUUCCGAGCCCUGUAUGCUGUACACCGGAACUGAGGAGGCCUCCAUUGCACAAGGAUUGUCCACUGCCGAGAGUGGAGUCCGGUUCAGAGAUUCGGUUUAUCAUGCAGAUCACAUUCGAGAAAAAAUGGUUCUAACACUGCCGUUUCUGGAUCAGCAGGGAUUGCUGGACGAUAUGUAAAAUUUUAUUUGUACUUAUAAGCUAGCCAAACGUCUAGCAACUGUCGCAUUUCUAACAACAGUCGCGUUUCUAUGAUCGUGGCAAUACUACUUUUACACAGUGCAAAGCCCUAUCUUAAUAAAUGUUCUCGGAUGUGC
Messenger RNA from Drosophila teissieri, 1438 nucleotides. RefSeq lists its product as uncharacterized. Lineage: Eukaryota; Metazoa; Arthropoda; Insecta; Diptera; Drosophilidae. The transcript is spliced from 2 exons. Bases 48 to 1301 code for a protein of 417 amino acids. The record is from RefSeq and is a predicted model, not a curated record.